Dracunculus medinensis (Guinea worm) is the source of this 186-nucleotide messenger RNA. Lineage: Eukaryota; Metazoa; Nematoda; Chromadorea; Rhabditida; Dracunculidae. The record is from the annotation of a GenBank genome assembly.
AUGAAUUUCAAUAGGGAUUUGAAUUUUGGUGUCGUUGAUGAUGUAGGAUUUGAUUCUUAUAUGUUGUCUAGUGAGGAUAUGUCUUUAGGAAAUUUACGUUUAUUGGAUGUAGAUAAUCGUUGUGUUAUUCCUAGGGUUGUUAGAGUAGGGUUCUUGAUUGGUUCUGAGGAUGUGAUUCAUUCUUGA